Messenger RNA from Telopea speciosissima, 2234 nucleotides. Its product is annotated as L-type lectin-domain containing receptor kinase VIII.1-like. NCBI's taxonomy places the organism in Eukaryota, Viridiplantae, Streptophyta, Magnoliopsida, Proteales, Proteaceae. The transcript has a single exon. Gene Ontology annotation, biological process: protein phosphorylation. The record is from RefSeq and is a predicted model, not a curated record. Bases 58 to 2223 code for a protein of 721 amino acids. Gene Ontology annotation, molecular function: protein kinase activity; carbohydrate binding; ATP binding. Gene Ontology annotation, cellular component: plasma membrane.
CCUCGCCUCAAAAGAAAACCCAAUUUCUCUGUAAUGGGUUGCCGGAGAAAUUAAGCGAUGUUGUUUUUCAUAGAUGAGCUUACCUGUUUAUUAUACCUGUUUCUCUUGCUGGGGAUUUCCAGCAUUGAAGUCGAAGCAGAGAGUGAAACGACUGAAUUCGACUUCAGCACGUUAACGCUUAGCAGUCUUAAGCUGCUAGGAGAUGCCCAUUUGAACAAUGGCAGUGUACGUCUCUCCCGUGAUCUAAGCGUCCCUUAUUCAGGCUCUGGCAGGGUCUUGUACGGUAAACCCGUCAGAUUCCGGCAACCUGGCAGCCAUUCUCCGGCAUCCUUCUCCACCUUCUUCUCCAUCUCCGUUAUCAAUCUCAAUCCGUCCUCGAUCGGUGGGGGACUUGCCUUCCUCCUCUCUCCCGACGACGAGACAGUCGGUGAUGCCGGUGGAUUUCUGGGCCUGGGCAAUGGCAAGGGUUCUCUGUCCGGCUACGUUGCAGUUGAAUUCGACACGUUGAUGGACGUGGAGUUCAAGGACAUUAACGACAACCAUGUGGGUUUUGAUCUAAACGGGAUAGUUUCUGCUCAGGUGGGUGACUUGGGUUCCGUUGCGGUCGAUCUUAAGAGCGGAGAUCUUGUGAAUGCUUGGCUCGAUUACGAUGGCUCCUCUCGUCUGUUUAAUAUCUCCGUCUCUCACUCCGAUCUCCGUCCGGCCGAUCCCCUUUUGUCCUUCCAUCUCGACUUGGAUCGCUUCGUCAACGAUUUUAUGUUCGUGGGCUUUUCUGGGUCCACUCAGGGGAGUACAGAGAUCCACAGUGUCGAAUGGUGGAGCUUUACUUCUUCAUUUAACCCUUCUUCUUCUCCUCCUACUUCUGGGUCUGGGUCCUCCCUUCCACCGCCGACGCCUAUUCCUUUUGCCCCAAUGGCUAAUGCUUCCAAUCUCCCACCACCAUCUCCGGUACCUUCUGCUUCAGUUUCAAACUCUUCGACACCAGAAAAGACCAGCAAGUCCUCGUCCUGCCAUAACCAGCUCUGUAAGCAACGCCCUGGGGCAGUUGCAGGGGUGGUAACAGCCGGAGCUUUUUUUCUUGCCAUUUUCGCCGGUGUUCUCAUCUGGGUUUUCUCCAAAAGGUUUAAAACUCCUGAAAAAACAGUCUCUCUAGCAACUGAGAUCGUCAAAACCCCAAAAGAGUUCAGUUACAAAGAGCUGCAAUUGGCAACGAGGUCCUUCGAUAGGGACAGAAUUAUAGGAAAUGGAGCGUUCGGGACUGUGUACAAAGGUAUUAUCCCAGAAACUGGAGCAAUGGUGGCUGUGAAGAGAUGUAGUCAUAGCGGAGGUCAGGGAAAGGCAGAAUUUUUAUCAGAGCUUUCAAUAAUUGGGAGUCUCAGGCAUCGGAACCUUGUACGGCUCCAAGGUUGGUGCCAUGAGAAAGGUGAAAUUCUUCUGGUCUAUGAUUUCAUGCCUAAUGGAAGCCUCGAUAAGGCAUUGUUCGAGUCCACAUCUCUCCUCCCAUGGCACUACCGGCGAAAGAUUUUAAUGGGUGUGGCCUCUGCCAUGGCCUACCUGCAUCAGGAAUGUGAAAACCAGGUAAUUCACAGAGAUAUCAAGACCAGCAAUAUAAUGCUUGACGAAGCCUUCAAUGCCAAACUAGGGGACUUUGGUUUGGCGAGGCAGGUGGAGCAUGAUAAGUCCCCUGAUGCCACUGUAACUGCAGGUACAAUGGGUUACUUGGCCCCGGAGUACCUCCUCACUGGGAGAGCUACAGAGAAGACUGAUGUGUUCAGCUUUGGAGCUGUAGUAUUGGAAGUGGCCAGUGGGAGGAGACCCAUUGAGAAAGAGACCACUGGGAUAGGAAAGGUUGGGGUGAGCAGUAAUUUGGUGGAGUGGAUUUGGAGUUUGCACAGAGAAGGGAGGCUGUUGGGUGCAGCUGAUGCCAAACUUGGUGGUGAGUUUGAUGAGGCAGAGAUGACAAGAGUGCUCUUGAUGGGGCUGGCAUGUUCUCAUCCUGACCCAUUGGCUAGACCUACAAUGAGAGGUGUGGUUCAGAUGUUAGUGGGUGAAGCUCAAGUGCCCAUUGUCCCAAGAUCAAAGCCUUCUAUGAGUUUCAGCACUUCCCAUCUGUUGAUGACCUUGCAGGACAGUGUCUCUGAUAUUAAUGAAAUGUUGAUAACCCUCUCAACCUCCUCCUCCUCCUCCAUAAACCACAGCUUCAAUGGUGGAGAACUAGUUUGAUUGCCAUCAAC